Eimeria necatrix is the source of this 1440-nucleotide messenger RNA. RefSeq lists its product as hypothetical. The record is from RefSeq and is a predicted model, not a curated record. The transcript has a single exon. NCBI's taxonomy places the organism in Eukaryota, Apicomplexa, Conoidasida, Eucoccidiorida, Eimeriidae. Bases 1 to 1440 code for a protein of 479 amino acids.
AUGCUGACCGGCAGGUACUCACCUUCAGACGCUGCUGUCCCCUCUUCUGCGCCCUUCCCGCUUUUUAGAAACGGAAGAGAAGGUGGGACCGCUGAUGUUGAGCGCCCAACAGGCCGGUCGGUGUUGCUUGAGUCGCCGUUAUUUCGGCAUGCGCCUUCGGAGUCUAGGACGCUGCAUAGUGGUGCACACACUUUCCUGUCGACGAAGGCGUUAAUUUUGCUUGAAGCUUUGCUCCUUACAUUCGUUGUUUUUCAGUGCUUCCGCUGGUUAACAGAAGGCGCAGGACGCGUAGUGAGACGCGUAGCUGAUGGAAGAGAAUUUUUGCAGCCAUGCGGUCCCCAUCACAGCUCAAGCAGGGGCAUUUCGGCAACGAACAGUGAGGGAAGAGGCACGAACGUUGCAGCUGGGAACAGUCAAGUUGCGGGGGCCCCUUCCGCGAGAUCCGCGACCUCUAACCCUACAGACACAGCUCAAUUCCCUGGAAGGCAGAGUGGCGGGGUUUACAUGCGUCCGCGUGAGGGUGACGAAGUGGAUGCUUCCCAACAGCAGGAAGGGGCUGCUGCGGGUGUGCAGCAAGCCGACGCCCCCGCUUCGAUGCCGGGUCCUAGACUGCGCACGGGGUUGACACCUUGGUAUAGAAGGGACCAAUACCACAACCUCCACACAGUUCAGCCAUCUGCGUUCAACCUUUCUGAAGAUGACGAGGCUCUCACGGAAGCCUUAAAGAAUUUAGUGGACCUGGCACGUAUGAUGGAAACUAUUAUUGAAGUCUUAGAUACUGAAGACGCUAUUCGUGUUUGCGCAGCAGUGCUAGAGCUUGCGUCUGUUGAAUUGUCAUGCAUGAGUGUGCUUAUUCACACAAGUCAAGCACACAUGACUAACGCAGCUAUUCAGGCAUUCUUACAAAGCAGUGACCUUGAGGAAUGGCUGCAGGGUGAAUGCAUUCGUGGAUGUCUCAGUGCGGCUGCACACCACCAUUUUUCAUUGGCGCGGACGCUCCUCUCAGCACAGCUCCUGCCGCCCCCCCGUCUUGGUUCCACUGAGGAGGAGGCAGAAGUGCAAUUGUUGGUUCUCGUUAGUGGAACGAAAGCCUCAGCAACUUUGGCCUAUCUCUUGGCUAGCUCCUUGGUUCAAAGCACUGGCGGCGGACGCCGCAGACCGCCUCGUCCUCUUGUGGAUACCUGUGUAGCUACUCUAGAAAGAUUAGUGUCAGCCCGGGUGGAGCACGUAAUGACGUGUCCCGUGACCUCAUAUCGGCUCCUUAUGUACCAUUCGUCAAUAACGAAUAAUUCUGAUCCGUUCACGACCGAGUACCCUGUUGGCCAACCGCUGGUAUUGCUGAGUUCCGCAGAAGCACAUCGAAGCAUUGACAUAAUAUUUUCGAGUGCCGCCGGAUAUUUCAUGCAAGCUCAACUCCAGGGUGAUUCCAUUCCCCAGUAA